AUGAUGGGCCCAUCGACCCAGGAGCUGCAAGCAGCUCUCACCGAUACCUCAAAGGCAUGCCACCAUCUCUGGGAAGAGAAUAAAGAUCUCCAAGGCCGAUUCGUCAACGAACUCGGUGAACUUCAAAGACUGCAAGUGGCUAUUCAACAGCUCGAGCAGAAUCAGAGAGCCGAACAAGCGUUCGCCGCGAAGCAGUCAAUGGCAGAGAUGCAGAAACGAGCGACCACUUUGUACGAGUUAUUGGGUCAGAAGAGAAGUGAAAUCGUCCAAAAACUGCAUGACGGCACUAAUAUUGCCACUGGGCUCCAAACCCAACUGAUCACCGAUAAGCUAUUCAACUGGAAGAAUGCCCAGAAGCUCGCCCAAAUCGGUGUCCCAUUCGAUGAGCGUGAUUCGUUUUUGGAUGAGAUCCAGAUGGAAUUCGAGUUCCUCGCAGAGCACAACUGGCAGUUGAACAUGUUCGCUUGUUGGAUGUGUGACUUGCUCCGUCGUGCUCCACAGCUCAAUGACGGUUUGGCACAGUCGACCAUCGAAAAGUUGACUGUGAUCAGUGAGCAGAUGAACAAGUUGUUGUUCAUGUUGGUAUCACAAAGCUUCAUUGUGUCGGUUCAACCGGAGCCCGUGUUGAAGACUCAACACAAGUUUGUUACGGAGGUACGUCUCCUGAUUGGUGACAAACUUGGAAUUCGUCAACAACUCAGUAACACAAAUGUCUCUGUCAAAAUCAUUGCAGAGGAUGAAGCCAAGCAAAUGAGUGCCGACUAUGAUUCACAUAAAGAGAUCCGCAACAACAAGACCGUCGGCACCAUCUCCAACGACUUCGAGAAGCUAACAAUGGACGAGAGAGGUCACCUCGCAGCCAAGUUCAACAACUCCAAGCUCACCCGCAUCGCCCAUAGAAAACCACCACCAAAAGGAGCGUCCGAUAUGAAAUGUGCAGCCAAUAUGCAAGCGGCGACCGAUCAGAAAUACGCGUUGCUCUUCUAUAUCACUCCAUUUCAAAUGGGCAAUUUGAGCAAGGCGAGUGGAGUGAGAAUGGAGGAGCAAUUCGACGUGUGGACUCUCUCCCUUCCAAUUAUGGUUACCGUUCAUGGCUCCCAAGAUUGUGACGCCCAAGUGGCGAUUCUCUGGCAUCGUGCCUUCGCCUCAAUCAGUAGAAACCCGAACGCCACUGAUGUCACCGCUGUCACAUGGGACAAUCUUGCUCUGAUGCUCCGUAACAAGUUCCAGCUAUUCACUGGCGCCCGUCGCCCUCUUUCCGAGUCAGACCUCGCGUAUCUCAGCGAGAAAAUGUUGAUGCCAAAUGUAGCCGAUCAAAAGCCAAUUACUUUCCAUCGAUUCGCCAAACAAGCGAUGCGUGACGAGCUCGCGUUCUCCUUCUGGGAAUGGUUUUUCUCAAUUAUGCAGUUGAUUAAGCAGAAACUUUUGAAGUACUGGGAUGAGGGAUGGUGUAUUGGAUUCAUUUCGAAGCACGACGCUUCUCAAAGCAUGAUGAUGUCUCCACACUCUUCAUUCCUUCUGAGAUUCUCCGACACCCAGACUGGAGCGGUUUCCAUUGGAUUCGUUUGUGAUGAGGAGGGACAGAAAGUUCCGUUCCACUUGGCACCAUUGACCAUCAAGGAUUUGGAUCAACUCUCUUUGGCUAGCAGAAUUGCGUCAUGCCCACAGCUUAGGGAUAUCAGAUACAUGUAUCCCCACAUCGACAAGGAAGAAAUGCUCCGCUACUUCGAGUCAGAGGAACGUCAUCGUGUUGGUGGCCCUGAUAGUCCGGGAGGCUACAUCCAGAGUGAAAUUGUGAUGGUUGCCAAGACUAACGGGAAUUUCAGAAGAAUGUCGAAUGCUCCGUCGAUGUUCGGUGCAGACUCUCCAUAA
Molecule: messenger RNA, 1872 nt
Organism: Caenorhabditis remanei
Lineage: Eukaryota; Metazoa; Nematoda; Chromadorea; Rhabditida; Rhabditidae
Exons: 6
Coding region: 1-1872 (623 amino acids)
Biological process (GO): regulation of cell population proliferation; regulation of transcription by RNA polymerase II; defense response
Molecular function (GO): RNA polymerase II cis-regulatory region sequence-specific DNA binding; DNA-binding transcription factor activity, RNA polymerase II-specific
Source: RefSeq, a predicted model, not a curated record